Molecule: messenger RNA, 1549 nt
Organism: Sus scrofa (pig)
Lineage: Eukaryota; Metazoa; Chordata; Mammalia; Artiodactyla; Suidae
Source: RefSeq, a predicted model, not a curated record
GUGGGGGCGUGCCCUUGAGGAGGGCGGCGGCGGCGCGGGGCUCUCUCCUCGUGUUAGGCGUUGAGCCCCCGCUGCCGCCGCGACCGCCACCGGUGCCGCCUUUGCCGUUGCCUCUGCUGCCUCUGCCCCCGCGGUCGCCCCUGCCCGGCCUGGUCCGGCGUCGGGGUGAUCCCUGCAGGGUGAGACUGCUCCUCCUUUCGACACCUUCCGGUUCUGCCCCGCUCCUGGAGAUCCCCUCCCAGCGAGCCGCUGUUCUAGCCUCUCUGAACCUCUCGUGGCCCUGCACCUUCAGGGAAGAGGACGGUGAUGUCCAGGAGUACAAGCUCCCGAGACUACUGCGUCAGCAGAGGCGCCCGCUGGUGUCCCUGGAGCAUGGGAGGCUGCUGAGCUUGGCCGGUGGUGUCUGGCAGGAGCUGCGUGUCUCACCCCGUGGCAGGGAGGGCGUCCAUGGCUGCAGCCAACAAGGGCAACAAGCCCAGAGUCCGGAGUAUCCGCUUUGCAACAGGCCAUGAUGCAGAAGGCUCCCAGAGCCAUGUCCACUUUGAUGAGAAGCUGCAUGACUCCGUGGUCAUGGUCAGCCAGGAGAGUGAGAGCAGCUUUCUGGUCAAGGUUGGCUUCCUGAAGAUCCUGCACAGGUAUGAGAUUACCUUCACUCUGCCCCCAGUGCACAGGCUGAGCAAGGACGUCCGAGAGGCACCUGUCCCCAGCCUGCACCUCAAGCUCCUCAGCGUCAUGCCCAUCCCAGAAGGUUACAGCGUCAAGUGUGAGUACUCGGCGCACAAGGAGGGCGUCCUCAAGGAGGAGAUGCUGCUGGCCUGUGAAGGUGGCACCGGCACCUGCGUGCGGGUCGUGGUACAGGCACGCGUCAUGGACCGACACCACGGCACACCCAUGCUGCUAGAUGGUGUCAAGUGCGUGGGUGCUGAGCUUGAAUACGACUCGGAGCACAGUGAUUGGCACGGCUUCGACUGAGGCCCGCGCCCCCGCCUGCCUUGGGGCCCCUCAGCCUUAAACCCCACCUCCUCUCCCUGAAUGCUGCGUGACGGUGUAGCUUCCGCACCCCUCCCCGGGGUGGGCAUGGAGGUGGAGGGUCCAAGGGCCUCCAAGCCAGAGCCCUGCCCACACCUCUCACCUCAUAUGUGUGCCACCUCCCUGCCUCCCCAGCGUCCUCCUCUCCCACUUCCUCCUCUCGGUGUGCCUCAGUCUCCUGCCGGAAGAAAUGGGUUGAGCCCCCAGGGAGGCUAUCUGAGGAGGGAUGGGGGAGAGCCUGGGGCGGGUUUUACCAACCAUCCUCCCCAAGCCAUAGGGGCUCCUGCCAGGGCCUGGGAGAGGAGGGAGCUGGCUCUGUGGCAUAGCUGCCACCAGUAUUGCUGCUGCUGUCUCGCUUUGGCCACCUCUCCUGUCCCCUCCCUCUUUUCCACUGCUGUCCAUGGUGAGUAGGAGGGAGGUGCGGUCCCCAGCCCCUACUCCCCAGGUCUGUGUUACUUGGUUUUUAAAUGACUGGUUGGGCUAAAAUCCUAAAGAAAUAAAACUUCCAUUGGACACCAGA